AACAUCUCAGAAAAUCAAAUCUCAGCAUUCUUAGCUCAAGGCAUAUAUAUCCACUUCAUUCCACUCUUUUCCUAACAAUGGUCUUUCUGAACAAAACCACCUUGUUCCUGAUGCUCCUCACAUUAUGCAUUGUGCCAACCUUUGUACGAGGACAAGGUACGAGAGUAGGGUUCUACUCGAGUUCGUGUCCACGUGCCGAGGCCAUUAUUAGGUCGACGGUUCAGGCCCAAUUCCGGUCCAAUCCCACCGUGGCUCCAGGGCUGUUGAGGAUGCACUUUCACGACUGCUUCGUCCAGGGAUGCGAUGGUUCGAUCCUCGUCAAUGGGCCCAAUGCUGAGAAAACGGCACCUCCGAACCGUUUGCUGAGAGGAUAUGAAGUGAUCGACGACGCAAAGACCCAGCUCGAAGCUGCCUGUCCUGGCGUCGUUUCUUGUGCUGAUAUUCUUGCUCUUGCCACCCGUGAUUCCGUUGCUCUGACGAAUGGACCGAGUUGGGCUGUGCCAACGGGACGCAGAGACGGACGGGUCUCCUUGGCAUCAGAUGUUACAAAUUUGCCAAGUUUCGUCGAUUCAGUUGAUGUGCAAAAGAAAAAGUUUGCUGACUUGGGACUGAACACCCUUGAUCUCGUUGCUCUUGUUGGAGGGCACACCAUAGGAACUGGAGCUUGCCAGGUCUUCAAGUACAGACUCUACAACUUCACCACUACUACCUCCAGUGGAGCUGACCCCUCCAUUGAUCCUUCCUUUGUUUCUCAACUCCAGUCUCUGUGUCCACAAAACGGCGACGCCACGAGACGCGUCGCCCUCGACACCGGCAGCCCUAACCGUUUCGACACAUCCUUCUUCGCGAACUUGAGGAGCGGGAGAGGAGUUCUGGAGUCCGAUCAGAAGCUAUGGACCGAUGCCUCCACGAGAACCUUCGUGCAGAGCUUCCUGAACGGCAGCGGCCCGACCCGGAUGGACUUCAACGCGGAGUUUGCUAGAUCGAUGGUGAAGAUGAGCAACAUCGGUGUGAAGACGGGGUCUGAUGGUGAAAUUAGGAAGAUAUGCUCCGCCAUUAAUGCAUGAUUCAGAUCAUCGGAGACUAUCGUAUCGAACUUCAGUAUUGCAGGGUUAUACGUUGGAACCGACGUAAGCUGACACAUGGCGCGUCCUAUUGAUUUUAGAAGUGGAUAGGUUGACUCAAGAUAUAGAAAGAAAUACGCAGUACUUUCUCAUUUCAAUAAAAUUUGAUGGCUAUCGUCUCCAAAAUGAAA
Syzygium oleosum is the source of this 1255-nucleotide messenger RNA. Its product is annotated as peroxidase N1-like. Bases 78 to 1067 code for a protein of 329 amino acids. The record is from RefSeq and is a predicted model, not a curated record. Gene Ontology annotation, biological process: hydrogen peroxide catabolic process; response to oxidative stress. Lineage: Eukaryota; Viridiplantae; Streptophyta; Magnoliopsida; Myrtales; Myrtaceae. Gene Ontology annotation, molecular function: heme binding; peroxidase activity. The transcript has 3 exons. Gene Ontology annotation, cellular component: plant-type cell wall; plasmodesma.